Messenger RNA from Salvia splendens (bonfire salvia), 887 nucleotides. RefSeq lists its product as uncharacterized. NCBI's taxonomy places the organism in Eukaryota, Viridiplantae, Streptophyta, Magnoliopsida, Lamiales, Lamiaceae. The coding region runs from base 111 to 656 and encodes 181 amino acids. The transcript has a single exon. The record is from RefSeq and is a predicted model, not a curated record.
CCUUCCUCAUCUCACAAUUCGCUUUUUUCUCUCUCUACAAUUCCCAAUCUCACGUUCAAGUUCACCACUGCACACUGCUCAUUCGAGCUAGGAAGUUCAAUUUUCAUUGAAUGGAAGAAGUAAUUAAGAAACGAGUCAGAGACGAAACGGAAACAGAAACGGAGACGGAGGAGAUUGACUCGCCGGAGGUGAAGCGGCUUAGGGAGGAUCUGCUGGACGGAAUCGACGAGGAUUCCGAUCUCUGCAACUCGAUCCAUGACCUCGACUUGUUCAUGAAGAGCUUCGAAGAGGAAAUCACCGCCUCUCCCGCUGCCGGUCACGGAUCCGGAGCCGCUGGGGAAGGAAUCGUCGACUCGGCGUCGGAUUCCGGCGAAUCCCGGCCGGAUCUAGGCUAUCUACUCGAGGCGUCGGACUACGAUCUAGGGAUUCCUCCUCCGGCGGCGUCUCCGGCGAGGAAGGAGCUUGUAACGGUCGAGUCGGACUCGUCUGAGUUCGGAGGAGAGUUUUGGGAGGUUGAUGAGUUCGGGUUCGGGUUUGGGGGAGGGGAGAGUGGUAGCGGUGAAUACGUGGCGUUGGACGGGUUGUUUGACUAUUCAGAUGUAGGAUUCGGGUCGGGUGAUGUUGUGUGGAGAUCCGAGACGUUGCCGGCGCAGUAAGGGUGAGGGGUUUUUGUUCCCACCUUAUGCUGGUGUUGGUGUUAGGCGAAGAAUAUUGUUAAUAUAUCAAUUUAUUUUAUUUUAUUAGUUUAAUCAGUUUUUAUACUAGAAAAAAGUGUGACAAAAUAUAAACAUAUUGAUCUAGAAAAGAUUGUUAAGAGAAUGUUCUCUAAUUUGACGGAUGUAUCUAUGGAGAUAACGAAAUUAUGAAGUUACCAAAUGAUUAAUUAA